Molecule: messenger RNA, 606 nt
Organism: Penicillium oxalicum
Lineage: Eukaryota; Fungi; Ascomycota; Eurotiomycetes; Eurotiales; Aspergillaceae
Exons: 2
Coding region: 1-606 (201 amino acids)
Biological process (GO): mitochondrial respiratory chain complex I assembly
Cellular component (GO): mitochondrial inner membrane
Source: RefSeq, a predicted model, not a curated record
AUGCAUUCACCGUCACCUCAGCUUCUACGUGCUCUACGGACAACGCUCUUGAGCGUGCAUGCUCGCGGCUCUUUGCGCGGCGUUUCUCGAUUGCCGACUGCGGUCACAACCUUCAACGCGCCGUCAUCAACUCGCAACAGCAGCUCGCAUAUCCAGCCAGCCCGCAUGAUCCCUCGAUCGCACACACACAAGCCCACUACUCACGACCGAGGCCCAGAGUCCCAAGAGGAUACGCAGACUGACUUUGGCACACUCGAUGUCCUCGGAAACACACCGGUCCCGAGCACAGCCAUCGACGCCUGCUUAGAUUCCGGUUUUCAUCUCAACAGUGGUGUGAAAAUAACUGGCGGGGAUGCUUUGCUUCUUGUGGGUGGAGAAGCCUUUUCCUGGAGACCGUGGAAGGCUUUUGAGGACAUGCUCAUUCUCGGCCUGGGUGGCGGCAUGUACCCUCUGUCGCCAGCGACGAAGCGCCACAUCAACUCAUUGGGUAUUCGGGUCGAUAUCCAGGAUACGAGAAAUGCAGCAGCACAGUUCAAUCUACUGGCCACAGAGCGUGGUGUGUCCGAGAUUGCUGCGGCAUUAAUCCCCAUCGGAUGGAAGGGUUAA